Molecule: messenger RNA, 2125 nt
Organism: Lacerta agilis (Sand lizard)
Lineage: Eukaryota; Metazoa; Chordata; Lepidosauria; Squamata; Lacertidae
Gene: SLC40A1
Product: solute carrier family 40 member 1
Exons: 8
Coding region: 44-1780 (578 amino acids)
Biological process (GO): iron ion transmembrane transport
Cellular component (GO): basolateral plasma membrane
Molecular function (GO): iron ion transmembrane transporter activity; peptide hormone binding
Source: RefSeq, a predicted model, not a curated record
UUUAAAAACAACAACUCAGGUGCCAAGCUGAUAUUAACAAGCCAUGGCCCGGGCCGCGGCAGAACAGCAAAGCAAGCAAGGAUGCUGUGGCUCCUGUGCCAGUUAUUUCACCUCUGCAAAAUUCCUACUGUACCUUGGACAUUCCCUGUCCACUUGGGGAGAUCGUAUGUGGCACUUUGCAGUGUCGGUCUUCCUGGUUGAGCUGUACGGAAACAGUCUGCUCUUGACUGCUGUUUAUGGGCUGGUUGUGGCAGGUUCAGUUCUUCUUCUGGGAGCCAUUAUUGGAGACUGGGUGGACAAGAACCCAAGGCUCAAAGUGGCCCAGACAUCCUUAAUUGUGCAGAAUGCAUCGGUCAUCCUGUGUGGCAUCCUUCUCAUGAUGGUCUUCCUGUUUAAGACUCAGCUUUUGGCUCUAUAUCAUGGGUGGCUUCUUACCCUUUGCUACAUCCUAGUCAUCACAAUAGCAAACAUUGCAAAUCUAGCCAGCACUGCCACAUCAAUUACCAUACAGAGAGACUGGGUCGUUGUUGUUGCGGGUGAAAACAGGAGCAAAUUAGCAGAUAUGAAUGCUACAAUACGAAGAAUUGACCAGCUGACCAAUAUCUUGGCCCCAAUGGCUGUUGGGCAGAUAAUGACCUUUGGAUCACCUGUGAUUGGCUGCGGAUUCAUUUCUGGGUGGAACUUGAUUUCCAUGUGUGCAGAAUAUAUGCUGCUGUGGAAAGUUUACCAGAAAACUCCUGCUUUGGCUCAUAAAUCCGGUUCAAAGGUUGAGGAGUCGGAACUGAAGCAGCUGAACAUGCAGAAAGAUGGCGAGUCGAAGCCCAAUGAAGGAGUCCAGUUAAUAGGCGAGAAAGAUGUGGCUGUCUUUGAGCCCAAGCUGGAGGAAGAAGUUGGCUGUGUUUCUCGGAUGGCCGAGCCUUUCAGUACGUUCCGGGAUGGAUGGGUUGCCUACUACAACCAGCCAGUAUUCCUUGCAGGAAUGGCGCUUGCGUUCCUUUACAUGACUGUCCUAGGCUUUGACUGCAUCACUACUGGCUAUGCAUAUACUCAGGGACUGAGUGGUUCCACUCUAAGCUUCUUAAUGGGGGGUUCUGCCAUAACUGGAAUCCUGGGUACUGUUGCCUUCACCUGGCUGCGUCGCAGGUGUGGCCUGGUUCGUACAGGUAUCAUCUCUGGAGUGGCCCAGCUGGCCUCCCUCGUCUUGUGUGUGAUUUCAGUGUUCAUGCCUGGAAGUCCUUUGGAUCUGACCGUUUCCCCGUUUGCUGACAUCAGUGCUAGAUUGUUUGAAAGUAACCCGUUGCCUACUAUGGCGCCUCAAGGCGAUCUCCUUGAAAUGCCCUUUACAACUGGAAUGCCUUCCUUGUUCAAUGAGUCAACUUCUGAUCCGGGUUUGGCUCCCAACCCUGUGCCUAUUGUCUCCGUAAGCCUUCUGUUUGCAGGAGUCAUUGCUGCGAGAAUUGGGCUGUGGUCUUUUGACCUGACCGUCACACAGUUGCUGCAAGAAAACGUGAUAGAAUCAGAAAGAGGUAUCAUAAAUGGCGUCCAAAACUCCAUGAAUUACCUUCUGGAUCUCCUGCACUUCAUCAUGGUCAUCCUAGCUCCUAACCCAGAAGCUUUCGGGUUGCUGGUGCUUAUUUCUGUUUCCUUCGUUGCGAUGGGCCAUCUCAUGUACUUCCGGUUUGCCCAUAAAACCCUGGGCAGGAAUGUCUUCCUCUGCUGUACCCCUGUGCCAAAAUCGGUGUCCGAUGACCCACCAGCUUGCGAUGCGUCAAGUGUCUAGAGAGAGUUUCACUUACCGCUGCCAGCGCUUCUUUUUCCAGUCCAUGUACAUAUAUAUAUGCUUUAUUAUGGGUCAGGAGUAGCUGGUACCUCUUAAAAGUGGCGCUGAACGCUCCACCUCAACGCUUCUCAAACUGUUUUGCCUUUGGGUACAUGAUCACGUGUGGCUUUUCCCCGGUUGGAAGUGGCAUAGCUUAUUUAUUUUAGGGGACAUCUCCUGAAUAGGUUUUUUUUUUUGUAAGAAUGAUAAUUAAAAAUAAAAAUAUAGAAGAUAAAUACGAUAAAUCAAAAGACAAAUUGAAUUAGAAUGAAUUUUGUUCUGAUUCCGCCUCCCCCCUCCAAAAAA